CCCCUUCUCACUGCAUAGCGACGGAGUUUUUGUCGAUACCACUGGCAUACUAUUUCCUCUUUUGUCUAGAUCGACACCUUUUCAUUUCACCAUUUCACCCUUCUUUCCUUUUUUUCUCUUUGAUUCUGUACCAGUACUGUCCAAAAUCUCCAAGCCAUCCCCUGGAUUCAUCAUUGUCUCAAUGCAUUCAAGGUACAGGAGAUUUUUUUGGGCCAUCAUGGUGCUUUCCUUGGUUUCCCAUCUAUUUUCAUGCAACCUGCUUCCCUUAUCUCAUUCUCCUUUGCAUCACCGUGUUAUACGGAGCUAUCCACGUCUACUGCGACCGCCCUCCUCGCAGAUAUGCACGCGUUCCUACCCGACAUGCCUCGCGUAUAUGCCCAUUGCUAUCCAUCGGAGGAUAUCACUGAACGGACAUUCAUGGUCUGGUUGGACUCAUGAAGAGGAGGUAGGAUUAGGCGCAUUGAAUUGGUUAUGGAAAGGACUGCCCAGGCUCGCGUUCUCUACGCUGAUAGAACUUCCUGUCAGGAUACAGUCUGCUGUAUUCAAUUUCAUCACGUACAUGAGAAAGGAUUAUGCGCCCGAGGUUUUGCAUUGGUGAUCUUUUCGUUUUCCCUUCCUUCUCUCGAGUUUUCCUGCAUCAUCACACCACCCAGGGAGAGGAAAGGGCACGGCGGUAUUGGAAAAAGUGGGAACAAUGGUGUUAUCUGUAUUUGGCCAGCCGUUUUUUGAGGACAUGAAAAUGACAGUGUAGCAAAAUUUUCCAAAAGAAGCCAAUUUUCCGAAA
Aaosphaeria arxii CBS 175.79 is the source of this 784-nucleotide messenger RNA. RefSeq lists its product as uncharacterized. The coding region runs from base 182 to 598 and encodes 138 amino acids. The record is from RefSeq and is a predicted model, not a curated record. The transcript has a single exon. Lineage: Eukaryota; Fungi; Ascomycota; Dothideomycetes; Pleosporales.